Molecule: messenger RNA, 2527 nt
Organism: Bicyclus anynana (squinting bush brown)
Lineage: Eukaryota; Metazoa; Arthropoda; Insecta; Lepidoptera; Nymphalidae
Gene: Cdk4
Product: cyclin-dependent kinase 6
Exons: 7
Coding region: 242-1225 (327 amino acids)
Biological process (GO): signal transduction; G1/S transition of mitotic cell cycle; regulation of G2/M transition of mitotic cell cycle
Cellular component (GO): nucleus; cyclin-dependent protein kinase holoenzyme complex; cytoplasm
Molecular function (GO): cyclin binding; ATP binding; cyclin-dependent protein serine/threonine kinase activity
Source: RefSeq, a predicted model, not a curated record
CACCGCGCUCAACCAUAACCAGCAACAGCAACUAUAAAGCAAGUAGCAAUAGCAAAUAGCAAUCUCAACUCAACUUCAUAACAUUAUCAAAAAAGUUUCCUGUAAACUUUUGUUAGCCUUGAAAGUGAAGUUGUAUGUAAAAACUAAACUGUAUAAAAUGUGAUAUUAGAUAUAAGCAUAGUAAACUUAAUAAGCAAUAGUGCGUUUUGUGGGCUAAAUACAGUUUAAAUAGUGCUGUAAAAUGUCUUCGAACAGUGGAAGUAGUUCAUCCCAGAGCCCGCCGGCCAUGGCUUCCAUAAGCGACGUCGGUGCAUUAUUCCAAACGGCGAAAAAGUACGAGGAACUCAACGUCAUUGGAACAGGCGCAUACGGCACAGUAUACAAAGCCAGAGACCUACACAACAAUGGGCAGAUUGUAGCCAUGAAGAAGGUCAAAGUGGCUCUCACUGAAGAUGGGAUCCCACUGUCAACCGUCAGAGAAAUAGCAUUGCUGAGGCAGCUUGAGGCAUACAGACAUCCUAACAUUGUUAGACUCCUGGAUGUCUGUCACGGAGGGCAGUCAAUGGAAAGGGAUCACCAGCUGGUGCUGUUCCUAGUGUUUGAGCAUGUUGAGCAAGACUUAGAUUCAUACUUGAAAAGAGCUCCCGGACCACUGUCAGAGAACAGAAUCAGGAGUAUGUCGUACGAUAUUCUGUCGGGCGUAGACUUCCUGCACUCCCACCGCAUAGUGCACCGCGACCUCAAGCCGCACAACCUGCUGGUGACCUCCACCGGGCGCGUCAAGUUAGCUGACUUCGGUCUCGCCAAGACUUAUGACACGGAGAUGAAGCUCACCAGCGUGGUGGUCACUCUAUGGUACCGUCCGCCCGAGGUGCUGUUGGGCGUGUCGUACAACACGGCGGUGGACGUGUGGUCGUGUGCGUGCGUGUUAGCGCAGCUGCACACGCGCGCGCCGCUGCUGCAGGCCGACUGCGACUCGCAGCAACUUCACGCCAUAUUCAGACUGAUAGGCCGUCCGCCGCGACACGAGUGGCCCGACAACGUGGCCAUCGUGGCGGACAGUUUCCCGGACUACCCGCCGCAGGACCUGGCGCACGUGCUGCCCCGGAUACAUCCGCACGCCUUGGACAUGAUCAGGGGUAUGCUUGUGUUCGACCCGGCCAAACGUCUCACAGCGCUGGACUGUCUCGAGCACCCUUACUUCACUGAAGAGCCUCUCAAAUAAUAUAUCCGUAUAAUGCACUUAUACUUCGAAAGCUAUUAUACUCUAUACUAUGACACAUGUAUAGUAUGCUCCAAACUUAGAGACCACUUGCGUACCGUGCCUUAGAAGGGCCCGUCAAAAUUAGUCGUUAUCAACCCAUAUUCGGCUCACUACUGAGCUCGAGUCUCCUCUCAGGAUUAGGAUUAGGCCAAUAGUCCACCAUGCUGGCCCAAUGCGGAUUUGCAGACUUCACACACGCAGAGAAUUAAGAAAAUUAUCUGGUAUGCAGGUUUUUCCUUCACCGUUUGUGACACGUGAUAUUAAUUUCUUAAAAUGCAGGCAACUGAAAUGUUGAAGGUGCAUUGCCCCGGACCGGAUUCGAACCCACACCCUCCGGAUUCGGAGGCAGAGGUCAUAUCCACUAGGAUAUCACGUCUCUUAUGUAUCAGUAAAGAAACGGGACAAGGCAAUCUAUUUGUCUAUUACAUUCUCUGUCUACGGGAGGAUAGAUGAAAGUACCACAAACAAUGUAGAGUGGUCGCUAAAAAAUCAGUCAAAUUAAAUACAGUACUUCUUAGUUUUCUAUUUUAAGGCAUGAAACUAAAAACUCGCCUUUUAAAAAGAAAAAAAACCAAUAUUUUUUGCAUUUUUUCACUUCAUAAAAAACUAUUUUGUUUUUGUAAACUUUUUUUGCACCAAAAAUAUAUAAAUCAUAAUGAUUUUUUAUUUUGUUUUUUUACUGGCAACAUUUUUGUUUUAAUUUAAGUUAGGUGUAUUGUAUUUUUACCUAGGUUUUAUAUGCAAUUUUGCCCACCUUUGAUAUAAAAAAUAGAUUUAAAAAACUACUUUUUAAGGAAGGGGUAUUCACAUAAUUGUUAAUUAAAAAUAAAAUAAGUAAUUAAGUAUUACAUUAUUAUUAGUAACAUUUGAUUAAUAGUGUUUUUUUUAUUUUGUGAACAUUUUUAAAAUUAAAAUUAAAAUUAAAAAAAAAAAACAUGAAGUUCAUCUCUGGCAACAAAAUCAAUAUACUCCGCGCCACGAAAGAAGUCCAGACGCGGCGUUAUCAUUUGUGUAAGACGCUGUCAAUUUUAGUUCAGGUUUUAGCCGCGGGACUUCUUUCGUGGCGCGGAGUCUAUUGAUAAUAAUUAGGUUAUUGUAUCUUGUGUGAAUACCCCUUAUUUUUGUAUUUCUACGCAAAAUGUGUUCCUUGUUAAGUGAUAUGGUAAUAAUAAACUAGCUAGUAUUAUUAAAUAGUUUAGAAUAAAAUCUAUUUUUGUAAUUUUUCGUUUACCGAAAAUAAAAUACGUAACAUAUUUUUCAGAA